CCUCGCUACUCCUCAUCCCUCCUCUCUCUCAGUCUCUUCGAGCCGCUCGACCCGCCACCCUGCUCCAGCACCCGUUCGACACGACCCCGUACUCGCCCACGACCGCGACCAUGGCGUCCUACACCAUCCCCAACCUCAAGGGCGCGGACACGUGGCGUGACCUCGAGUCCAAGUUCCCCCCGAUCAAGAACGACCUCGUGCUCCGCGCCGCGCGCGGCGAGGAGACUCCCCGCGCCCCAGUUUGGGUCAUGCGCCAGGCUGGGCGUUACCUCCCCGAAUUCCUCGAGGUCCGGAAGAAGCACUCGUUCUUCGAGUGCUGCCAGACGCCCGAGCUCGCGGCCAAGCUCACGCUCCAGCCGAUCGACCGGUACCCGACGCUGGACGCGUCGAUCAUCUUCUGCGACAUCCUCGUGGUGCCACAGGCGCUGGGCAUGGAGGUGCUGAUGGAGCCUGCGCGCGGCCCCGUGCUCCCGCAGCCGCUCACGUCGCCGGCGGACCUCGCGCGCCUGCCCGACACAGUCGACGUGCAGAAGGAGCUCGGCUACGUCUUCGACGCGGUCACGCUCACGCGCCAGGGCCUGGCCGGCCGCGUGCCGCUCAUCGGCUUCUGCGGCGCGCCAUGGACCCUCAUGGCAUACAUGUGCGAGGGCGGCGGCAGUAAGACGUUCGAGCGCAGCAAGAGCUGGCUGUACAAGUGGCCGGCGGAGAGCAAGGCGCUGCUCACCAAGAUCGCGGACGUGUGCGCCGACCUCCUCGUCGGCCAGGUUCUUGCCGGUGCAUCCAUGCUCCAGGUCUUCGACUCGUGGGCCGGCGAGCUCACGCCGCACCACUUCCAGGAGUUUGCGCUGCCCGCCCUCGUCCACAUCGCGCGCAAGGUCCGCCAUGUCCUCAAGCACCUCGGCCACGACGAGGUGCCCAUGACGCUGUUCCCGCGCAACGUGCACGCGCCGUCGUCACUCGCCCUCCUCAAGCCCGAGCUGUCGGGGUACGACACGAUCGGCCUCGACCAGGGCCUCGACGCCGUCGAGGCCCGCCGCCUCGUCGGCCCCGAGCUCAACCUCCAGGGCAACUUUGACCCCGUGGUGCUUUACGGCGGGCGCGAGGGCAUCGAGAAGGAGGUUGCGCGUGUGUGCAAGCGCUUCCACGAGGCCGGAGGUGGCUGGAUCGCCAACCUGGGCCACGGCAUCACGCCCAACGUCAAGCCAGAGGACAUGGGGUGGUUCCUCGAGUGCGUGCACAAGUACUCGGUGCGGAAGUAGAAGAUGAAACGACGGUACGGUAGAAAAAGGGCCCGGCAGGGCUCCAGACAUGUCCAUAUCAUAGACUGGCACGCGUGUCAACAAUGCAUCGGAUACUUGGCUG
Molecule: messenger RNA, 1362 nt
Organism: Cutaneotrichosporon oleaginosum
Lineage: Eukaryota; Fungi; Basidiomycota; Tremellomycetes; Trichosporonales; Trichosporonaceae
Biological process (GO): heme biosynthetic process
Cellular component (GO): cytosol
Molecular function (GO): uroporphyrinogen decarboxylase activity
Source: RefSeq, a predicted model, not a curated record